GGAGGGAGCGAUCUCAGGCGCCCCUCCCAGUCAGCAAGGUUGCGUGUGCCCCUUGCGACCGCCAAGAUGGUGGUGGGCGCGUUCCCUAUGGCGAAGCUGCUAUACUUGGGCAUCCGGCAGGUCAGCAAGCCGCUUGCCAACCGCAUUAAGGAGGCCGCCCGCCGAAGCGAGUUCUUCAAGACCUAUAUCUGCCUCCCGCCGGCUCAGCUGUACCACUGGGUGGAGAUGCGGACCAAGAUGCGCAUCAUGGGCUUCCGGGGCGCGGUCAUUAAGCCACUGAACGAGGAGGCGGCCGCCGAGCUGGGCGCUGAGCUGCUGGGCGAGGCCACCAUCUUCAUCGUGGGCGGCAGCUGCCUGGUGCUGGAGUACUGGCGCCACCAGGCGCAGCAGCGGCGCAAGGAGGAGGAGCAGCGCGCCGCCUGGGACACGAUGCGGGCCGAGGUGGGCCACCUGGCGCUGGCGCUCGAGGCCCUGCAGGCGCAGGUGCAGGCGGCGCCGUCGCCGGGCGCCCUGGAGGAGCUGCAGGCGGAGAUGCGAGAGGUGCGCACCCAGCUGCGCGCCGGGGACCCGCCGUCCACCCCCGGGGCCGCGUCCACGUCCCAGGCAGUGUCCUCACCCAAGAAGUAGGAACUUGCUGAAGCCUGAACUUGGGCGCGGCCUUGUGUGCCCUGAUGUGGCCUUCUCCCUGCGUUACCCUUGCCUGUGCUGGCCCAGGGGAAACCACCAGGGUGUGGAUGGAUGGAACUUGGCUUAGGUCACCCUGCUGCUGACCCGUGAUAUUUUCCUACUGUGACCAGUGGCCGGCAGGUGAAGCGUUACAACGCGGCCUCUCCGGCCUCUGACUCAGGUGGUGCAGUCCAGUGCUCACCCCUCCCACCCGCUCCAAACCGCGCCAACCCCAGGCCCAGCCAGCAGGACAGCAGGCUCACUCCUCUGACAGAAGACCUGGAACCGGACUUGAGCCAGAUCAACCUGCCAGCCCCCCGUUUACGGUGAUCAGUAUUAUAUUUCCCUGGGACGCUCAUCCUAGACAUCAGAAUGCCUCCUUCCCGUUGUCAGGUGGCACCAGCCAUUGUGAGGGAAUGCAGGGUCGUUCAAUGCACUUCUGCCUCCCUCACCUUCUAAGGCGGGCUCUCUGGGCACCACUCCUCUCUUUGAGGGGAAAACACAGGGGAUCUUGGCUUACAGUUGAUCGGUCAAAUAUUAUCUUUCCCCUUAACCUGAUCCAUGGUCUCUUCCCCCAAGACACUCAAAUGGGAUUUUCCAACAGAACCAACCGCCACCCCCUUCCUUUGGUCUAGGGCACAACCCACUGGAAUGGCUGUGCAGGGUCUUCCAGCAGUGCCCUACCAUUCCCUCUUCUGGUGGAAAAUUGGGUCCUGCCAGUGGCUAGUCUGGCCUGUCUUUGCAGCCUCAGCCCUCUGGUUACCUGUCCUCAGAGUCCCAGGCCUUUGCUGCCUUCCCACCGUCUUCUUCAGUGGCGUCACUCAGGGGACUGCCCUGGGUUAGAUGACCACAUCCCCGAGUCCAUCAGAUCUGUAGAUCUCUGUGCUCUUGCCCUCCUCUCAUGGGGCUCUGGUCCAGCAGCCCCUGUUCACGCAGCGUUACCCUCCUGCCUCCAAUCCCCAAGUCCCACCUCCAUCCCACUGGGCUUAGCUUAGCUACCAGUUGGGUCUUACCUUUGUUAUUAGUUUUCAGGACUGCCAUAACAAAUUACCACAAACUCGGUAGCUUAAAGCAACAGGAGUUUAGGGACUUCCCUAGUGGUCCAGGGAUGAAGGCUCUGUGCUUCUAGUGCAGGGGACGCAGGUUCAGUCCCUGGUUGGGGAACUAAGAUCCCACAUGCUGCAGGGCGGCCAAAACAAACCAAAAAAACCCCACAAAACCCCACAACUACACGAGUUGUGGAGGUCAGAGAUCUGAAACUAGGGUGUUCACAGAUCUCCCUCCCUCCACAGGCUCUAGGGGAGGACGCUUUCUUGCCUCUUCAGCUUCUGUGGCCUCAGGCAUCCCUUGGCUUGUUGGCCACAUGUCCCCAGCCUCUGCCUCCAUCUUCCCAUGGCCUUCUCUUCCUCCCUGUCUCUUGUGAAGACUCCUGUCAUUGGAUUUAGGGCUCACCCUAAAUCAAGGAUGAUUUCACGUCACGAUCCUUGACUUAAUUACAUCAAAGACUCUUUGCAAAUAAACUCCCAUAACUUCCUGGGUGAGGCAGCCCAGGAGUCCUUUGGAACUCCUGCCAACCCCGUGGGACAUUUGGGGAAGCACAAGGGUGAGAGGAACAGUCCAGGAACCAUCCUUCACAACGUGGCUUCUCUUCCAAGACUCACCUCUGAAGCGGGAGGGGUCUGGGUCCCACCAGUCAGCAUUCUGUCUUUCAGGCUGUUGCUGUUAUUUAGUCGCUAAGUCAUAUCCAACUCUUGCGACCCCAUGGACUGUAGCCUACCAGGCUCCUCUGUCCAUGGGCUUUUCCAGGCAAGAAUACCGGAAUGGGUUGCCAUUUCCUUCUCCAGGGAAUCCUCCUGACCCAGGGAUCAAACCUGUGUCUCCUGCAUUGGCAGGCGGAUUCUUUACUACUGAGCCACCUGGGAAGCCCCUUUCAGGCUGUAGAUGUUGCUUGCUUAAAGGAGCCCUGGAGUGAGAAAGUCAGCUGAAGGAUGUGUUUGAGAAUCAUGAGCUGAUCUCCAAAACGGGUACAAGGCUUAUUAAAAUUAGGAGAGAAGCAAGAAGAAAGAUGAGAGGGAGGUGGACUACUUGGGGAGGGGGCAGAGAUCUCUACACAGUAGCGAAAGGAGGGGGUGCAAUUCUCUAUCAGAACAGCCCCCCAUUACACUCAGGAUCUUAGCAUUUGCCAAAUGAGGUGAGACCCAUUCCAUAUCUGUUUCCCAGCAGCUGUAGGUGGAGUGGGAGGGGCCAGCUUUCUCUCCCUUCCUCCCUCACCUCCCUUCCCCAGGGGAGUGAAAACCAUGUGGACACAAGACCUACCCAGAUAGAAAACCAAGAAACUGGGGUUCUGAGGCAUCAUCUGAAUUCCUUCUAGAAGAGCCUCCACUGAUAUAGAGGGAGCUGAGGAGGUGGGCCCAGGUAGGGAUACUUUUAAAAUUGGAAGUGACUUGAGUAGGUUAAAUGAUGAAGGCAAGAGACAAAGCUGCCACAGGAUGAUGGAGUGGUUGAUGGAGCCAGGUGAGCCAGCUCAGUACCUGUUUCCAUGGUUACCUCUGGUGGGGGUGGGUCCACUCUGGCGCCGAUACAUCUCUGGAUCAGGGUUUCUGGAGGCCAGGGACUUUAACUGCCCCCCACAUCACGUCAGUGUCAGUGACAUCAAUGUCAGUGACCUCUCGUCAGUUAGAUGCGGUCAUUAUCAGAGUGGUGGUGGUGGUGGUUUAGUUGCUAAGUCAUGUCCGACUCUUGCAACCCCAUGGGCUGUAGCCUGCUAGGCCCCUCUCUUCAUGGGAUUCUCUAGGCAAGAAUACUGGAGUGGGUUGGCAUUUCCUUCUCCAGGAGAUCUUCCUGACCCAGGAAUCGAAUCCGGGUCUCGUGCAUUGCAGGCAGAUUCUUUACCAACUGAGCUACAAGGGAAGCCUCUGGUGGAGUUUAUUGAAUUCCAGUUAGGCACGGGACACUGUUCUAAGUGCUUCAUAUAGUUGGCAUAACAUUAUUUUCUUUGUUUCCUUGAUGAGGAAACUGAGGCACAGAGAGGGAAAGUCACCUACCCAGGGUCACACAGGAGGGGAAGAAGCAGACGUGGGAUGAGAAGACGGGCAGUCUGGGUUGGAGCUCCUACCCCCUGUGCCGCCCUGACCCUGACAUAGUGCUGCUCUUGCAUCUCGGACUCAGAACUCAGCCCUGACACGUUCUCACGUGCAGCGAGACGUCGUGGGAUGUAGCUGCUUCACCUGCUGCGUGUGGGUGGGGUCAGUGCAUGUGAGGGGAAAGAAUCCCCCCCAAAGCGCACAAGACCAGAGGAUGGCUCAUCGCUCUGGUUUCCUGCUAGCUAAAAUUUUGUAUCUAUUUGUGACUUGGG
This is a messenger RNA of Budorcas taxicolor (takin), 4021 nucleotides long. RefSeq names its product outer mitochondrial membrane lipid metabolism regulator OPA3 (gene OPA3). The coding region runs from base 67 to 627 and encodes 186 amino acids. Gene Ontology annotation, biological process: regulation of lipid metabolic process. NCBI's taxonomy places the organism in Eukaryota, Metazoa, Chordata, Mammalia, Artiodactyla, Bovidae. Gene Ontology annotation, cellular component: mitochondrion. The transcript is spliced from 2 exons. The record is from RefSeq and is a predicted model, not a curated record.